Zychaea mexicana is the source of this 1542-nucleotide messenger RNA. RefSeq names its product P-loop containing nucleoside triphosphate hydrolase protein. NCBI's taxonomy places the organism in Eukaryota, Fungi, Mucoromycota, Mucoromycetes, Mucorales, Lichtheimiaceae. Gene Ontology annotation, cellular component: nucleolus. Gene Ontology annotation, molecular function: RNA helicase activity; ATP binding; RNA binding. The record is from RefSeq and is a predicted model, not a curated record. Bases 1 to 1542 code for a protein of 513 amino acids. The transcript has 2 exons. Gene Ontology annotation, biological process: rRNA processing.
AUGGGCGAUUCGGUUUUAAAGAGCAAGAAGGAGCGGAAGGAGAAGAAGGACAAAAAGGAGAAGAAGGAAAAGAAAGAAAAGAAGGACAAGUCGGAAAAGAAGAGAAAGCUUGAAGAAACUGAAAACGACGAGACCAAACGUCGCAAGGUCGAGGAAAAGGCACCUGAAUCGGCUGUUGAUCAAGUGGCUGAUUAUCACUACAAGGAACAUGACGAUCUGGUCGCUCUGCCGCAAUCCGAGAUCGAUACUUAUCUCAAGGAUAACAGCGUCAAGAUUGACAGCGAUCUGAAGCUUCGUCCCAUUACCAAGUUUGCCUACGCCCGUUUGCCUACGCUGCUCGGCGAUCUCUUUAAAAAGUUCGAAAGUCCUACACCUGUACAAGCCGUGACCUGGCCGUUUGCUUUAUCGAGCCGUGAUGUUGUCGGUAUUGCCGAGACUGGUUCUGGCAAGACCUAUGGUUUCUUGAUCCCUGGCCUGAUCCACCUUGCACACCAAAAGAUCAACAGCAAAGAACAUGGCCGUAAGCCCAAGAUGGUCGUUAUCUCUCCCACGCGUGAAUUGACUGUCCAGAUCCAGGAACAGGCCCAAGAGGCUGCCAACAAAAUGGGCUUGCACAGCAUUGUCGUGUAUGGUGGCGUGCCCAAACAACCCCAAGUCAACUUGUUGCGUCGUGGUACAGACAUUGUGAUCGCCACGCCAGGCCGUUUGAUGGAUUUGAUGAACGAUGGCGAGUGUGAUCUUUCAGAGAUCUCAUUCUUGGUUUUGGACGAGGCCGAUCGCAUGCUUGACGAAGGUUUUGAGCGUGAUAUCCGACAAAUCAUUGGUAGCACACCUAAGGAACGCCAGACACUCAUGUACUCUGCUACCUGGCCCCAACAGAUCCGCAAGCUGGCUGAGGAUUAUCUCAACAACCCUACCCGUGUCACGAUCGGUUCAGAUGAACUGUCCGCCUCGCAGCGUGUCAAGCAGAUCGUCCAGGUCGUUCCCAAUUCCCGCGACAAGCAGGACAAGUUGAUCAAUCUGUUGAGAAAGAUCCACAAGAAUGGCAACCGUAUUCUCGUCUUUGGCCUGUACAAAAAGGAAUGUGAUCGUGUUGAAGGUGUGUUGGGCCGCAGUGGGUUCAAUGUCGCUGGUAUUCAUGGCAGCAAGACCCAGGUUGCUCGUAGUGAAGCAUUGGAAGGAUUCAAAAAGGGUAAUACACCUAUCUUGAUCGCCACUGAUGUCGCCGCUCGUGGUUUGGAUAUUCCCAAUGUCGAGUUUGUCGUCAACUUGACCUUCCCCUUGACCAUCGAACAAUACAUUCAUCGCAUCGGUCGUACCGGCCGUGGUGGCAAGUCUGGAACCGCCUAUACAUUCUUUUCGGAUGAGGACAAGGCUCACUCGGGUGAACUCAUCAAUGUCCUGAAGCAGGCCAACAUGGAGGUUCCUCAGGAGCUGUACAAAUAUGGUACGACUGUCAAGAAGAAAACACAUAGCGCCUAUGGUGCAUUUUUCAAGGAUACCGGCAGUGCCCCCAAGGCAACAAAAAUUAAAUUUGAUUAA